AUGUUUGAGAAGGUCUCGAUCUCCUCGAUCUCCACGAUCUGCUCGAUCUCACUCGCCCAAGUCGAGCCGUUCUGGGCGGAGAGGCUACAGGAACCGCUCUCUGACGCAGUUCGAGGUUCGAGUGGCAAUGCUUCGACACUACAUAGGAGAGCUCCUGAAUUCUCAGAAAUUCGAUUCCUUCCUUGGCCUCAUCAUCAUUGCCAAUGCUGUGAACAUAGGUUUGGACCUGACAUGGCGGGCGGAAGGCAAGGACACGACCAUCUGCGGUACGUUGGAGCAUGUUUUCCUGGCGGUUUACGUGGUCGAGCUGCUGAUGCGGCUCUUCGUCGACUGCAGACGGGCUGUUUCGGACAAUUGGGUGCGUUUCGACACGUUCCUUGUCGUCGUGGGGGUGCUGAGCCAGUGGAUUCUCGAGCCCUUCUUCUCGGAUGUUUCCGAGGUGAACACCCUGAUCCUCCUGCGCAUGGCGCGGCUCCUGAGACUCGCCAAGACGGUGCGCUACCUGAUGCGCUUCCGCGAGCUUUGGCUCCUGGUAGUAGGUUUGGCGAACUCAGCCUACACCAUGAUCUACACCAUCCUUCUUCUCGUAGUGAUACUGCAGCUCAUCCUGCCAUUAGCACAACUUGGCCUGAUGAUCUCCACAGCGCAGACAGUCCAAGGUAUAUUUUUGCAUGUAAUUUGCCAGCUGCCAUGGUCACUCUUCUUCAGUUUGUCUCCUUCGACAACAUUGUUCACGUGUACAAGCCGCUCGGAGACAGAGAUGGGGUCCUCCUUCUUUACUUUGUUCUUGUCAUCCUGGUCGUCGGUAUCGUGAUCAUGAACUUGGUCACGGCUGUGAUCGUCAACUCGAGUCUAGAACAGGCGGCAAAGGAUAAGAGCUUGCUGCAUGCGAUCGAGGAGCAGAACCGGAAGAAGGUCCUAGCCGACCUACGCGCCAUGUUCUUCCGCCUGGACCACGACAACUCCGGCGAGGUCUCCAGAGAUGAGAUAGCUGCGAUAGCUCCACGCGAGCAGAAGAUGCUGCGAGACCUGACCGGUUUCGACAAUGCUGUGGAGCUCUUCGACGCGUUGGAUCUGCAGGAGUCUGGCGAGAUCGGAAUCGAGGAAUUCUGCCAGGGGCUACAGCAAAUUGCUGUAUCCGAAAGUCCGCUGGAGAUCAAGCGCAUGCAGAAGCAGGUGGAGCACAUCAAGCACCAUGUGGCAAAGUACAUGGCGGAAACGGACCAGAUGAAGUCGCUUCUUCAUGAACUUGUGUCGGGCAUGCAGAGGAUGGAAUCAGGUGUAAACUCCAUGUCCUCAGCUGCUUGGGUGGCAGGUGCCCCCAGCGACCAGAGACACAGCUUCAUUGCUGCACCCGGGCAUUUCUUUGUCCCACUCGACAAUGACGUGACCCACGGGCCGCGACCGGGUUUGGGUGGCGAGACUACAGAAUCUGGCAAGGAGACCCACAAAGACAGCGCUGAGAAUGGUGGGUCCUCUUCGCCGUCAACGCCCACGCCGAAAAAGAAACGAAUCCAAGCAAGCAAUAGCUGCAGCUUCUACAUGCACUGA
This is a messenger RNA of Symbiodinium necroappetens, 1551 nucleotides long. Lineage: Eukaryota; Dinophyceae; Suessiales; Symbiodiniaceae. The record is from the annotation of a GenBank genome assembly.